AUGGACAGUCAGACGAGUCCAGCAGGUUCCUUCGACCUUCGGGGAGAGUUCUAUAGCCGAUUCAAUCAAUAUGUAACCUCUGUCCAGGCCACUAUGUCGGCUCCGACCGAUUCAACUGUUCUUGAGCGCCUUGGAGACGACCUGGACCAAUUCUCGCAGCUCGUCCACCAGGAGCACACCGGUGGCCGCGGCCGCCCCCGAUAUGUCAUUGAUCGCGACUGGCUUGCGUGGGCCUAUCAGCAGCGGUCCACAUCCGGUAUUGCGCAGUUUCUGCAAGUUAGUCGCACUGUCGUCCGCAACGCGCUGUUGGAGUAUGGAAUCGCCGAACCACAAGCUAGCCCCUUUCCCCUCGUACAAUCGUCUAGUGAGACAUCCGAGCCACAUGAAGAAGGAGCAGACGAUGACCUCCUCCAUCCUGUGCGCGCUUGGCCGCCUGAAUCUCAGCCGCAGGUCGCGUCGUAUACAGGUCCACUGUCUACUCUCACUGACAGUGAACUUGAUGAUUUGAUCUUCCGCCUGCGGCAGCACUACAUUCGGGCGGGACUUGCAAUGCUCGAUGGGAUGCUGCGAAGGUUGGGCCAUCGCAUUCCUCGCACUCGAAUUCGCGAAUCUCUUCUCCGCAUUGAUCCUGUUCACCGGGUCUUCGAGCGGAUCCGGAUUCGCAGGCGGAAAUACCAAGUCGCAGGGCCAAAUGCCUUGUGGCACCACGACGGGCAACAUGUGGCCUACAUACACAAUGUGCGCAUUGAGCGCCUGUGGGUUGACGUCACUGCACAGGUCGGAUCAAAAUGGGCAGAGUUCUUCAUGCAGCUGGAGCUACGGUACGGCCUCGACCCGCAGAGUGACCUCCAUAUCUGGUUGCUCCAAUACCUUUUCCUUGAUGACAUCAAUGCGGAACUCGAGUUCUUUGCUGAAGGCUGGAAUCACCACCGGAUCCAAAUCCGCAAUGGUCCGAAUUGCUCUCCAGCAGACAUGUUUGGCUUUGACAUGCUCGUUCAUGGUGUGCGGGGUGACCAGUUGCCAGAAGAGGCUCUGAGCGAAGAGGAGUUGGAGGUGUAUGGAGUUGACUGGGAAGCGCUCCGCGAGGAGAGGCUAUUACACUCGCAUCAUGCGAAUAAUGCUCACGAUGAUGGUUGGUCAUCAUGGAUUGGUAGGUCAGGUCCUCCAGAGCACAUGAACGAAGUACCAGUUCAAGCUUUGGAGGAUCCAGCCCUUACCAAUCUAUCCAAUACUCUGGCAGAGCUCCGAGAUGUCAUUCAUCCAUGGGCUGGUCGCGCUGAUAGCGAGAGUCUGACUUUGCGCUGGAUUAACUCGCUUCUUUUAUUACAAGCUAGGUACCCAAACUUGUUUCUGUAA
This is a messenger RNA of Fomitopsis serialis, 1356 nucleotides long. RefSeq lists its product as uncharacterized. The coding region runs from base 1 to 1356 and encodes 451 amino acids. The record is from RefSeq and is a predicted model, not a curated record. The transcript has 4 exons. Lineage: Eukaryota; Fungi; Basidiomycota; Agaricomycetes; Polyporales; Fomitopsidaceae.